AUCUUCUUCGCAUCGAACUAGUCUUCAGCAUCAUGGCUUUUAACGGUCUACUCAUGGCUUCCAAUGUAAAAUAUACCAAAGCUCGACGUACCCGCAAGUAUUCUAGCGUUUGGUUCCAUGGCUUCCGCUUCGUUCAAUUUCUCGCCUCAACCAUGGUUGCAGGUGUGAUGUUCCUUUUCAUCCAUCACUUGCAAGAUACCAACAUUACCAUUCCGUGGAUGUUCUUCCUUGUGAGUCUGCCAAUCCUAAGAUCCAAUUCUGCGUCUGAUAUCUACAAGCUUCAAGCUGCGGCUCUUACCACAUUCUCAUGGAUCAUCCUUUCCUCACUCCUCCACUACUACUACAGGCUUUCGCCAUUCUGCAAUAUCAUUGUAAACGGAUUCAUGGUCUGCAUCUGGACUGUCGCGUUCACUCUACUCGUGCGGCGCAUGGAUGGGUACAGCCACUGGCCGGAGAUGUACGACCGCUCUUUGGGGUCAUGGCAGAGGCGUCCUUGUUUGCAGGAGCGGAUUUUGUAAUCGUGACUUGUGUGUC
Messenger RNA from Boeremia exigua, 534 nucleotides. RefSeq lists its product as uncharacterized. The record is from RefSeq and is a predicted model, not a curated record. The transcript has 2 exons. Bases 33 to 518 code for a protein of 161 amino acids. Lineage: Eukaryota; Fungi; Ascomycota; Dothideomycetes; Pleosporales; Didymellaceae.